AACAAAUUGGGGGUGUGUUACUGAGUUUAAUAACCAAACGAAGCCUGAAGUGAUUGGCUUGUCGACUACCCGUGUGGGCUCAUGUAGAAUAGAGUCCCUCCUGCCUCAUCGUCCCUGAAUACGGAGCAGCAAAUUAGGGUUCUAAAAUCCCCGCCAGUUUUAACCACCGGAAUUCUCUCUCUCUCUACACACACACACACAUAUAUAUAGAUAAUAUUUAUCUGCAAAAAAUCUGUGUUUGUCCAUUGAAUGACGAAAGAAGACGAGAGCCCAGAGACUCCAGUGGCUUCAAAGCCAAGUCCAAACACUAAAAACGAAGUUCCUCGCAUGGUCUCCCAGGACAGUUCGCCUCACACUCACAAGGAGACCUCUUCAAUCCCUAAGAAGUCUCUCACUCCCGAAGAUUUCAUACUCUCCGUCGCCUCCAAGAUCGCUUCUCAGCCUCUCAGAUACUCCGAUCCCGACGUCUGGGGUGUCCUCACUGGCAUUUCCAACAAUGCCCGCAAGCGUCAUCAGGGCAUAAAUAUGCUUUUGACUUCUGAUGAGCACUGCAUUGGCCGAUUGGUAGAUGAUACACGUUUUCAGAUUAUAUCAACUGCGGUAAGUGGAAAUCAUUGCAAAAUUUAUAGGAGGAGGGUUGGUGCUGAAGAUGUGGAGAACUCGUCCAACUUAUAUAAAACUGUAUUCUUGAAAGAUACCAGUACAAAUGGGACAUACCUCAACUGGGAGAAGUUGACAAAAAAUGGUUCUGAAGCUGAACUACAUCAUGGAGAUAUUAUCUCAUUUGCGUGCCCUCCUCAACAUGAACUCUCCUUCGCAUUUGUAUUUCGAGAUGUUCUCAAGUCCACUUCCUUGUCCGAUGGUCCAGUUUUGAAAAGAAAAGCAGAGGAGUUUGGCUCUGAAAGCAAGAGAGUAAAAGGCAUUGGUAUAGGUGCUCCUGAAGGUCCUAUUUCGCUUGAUGAUUUUCGGAGCCUUCAACGAUCAAACACGGAAUUGAGGAAGCAAUUGGAAAGUCAGGUCCUUACAAUUGAUUCCUUGCGCAAUGAAUAUCGUGUGGCUCUUGAGCGCCAUGAAAGUGAAAUCAAAGAUUUGAGAGAAUCGGUAUCAAAAUCUUAUAUUGACCAACUCAAAGAGUUGCACGAUUCAUUGGAGGUUAAACAGAAGGAACUGGUGGAGAUUAAUAAAAUAACAGCAGAACAAAAGCAUGCUAUGGAGGACCUGAAUGGAAGACUUUCUUCAACAUUUCAGUCAUGUACUGAAGCAAAUGAAAUAAUAAAUAGUCAGAAAGCAUCUAUAUCUGAACUUAAGGCACAAUUAGAUGAAGAGCGAGAACAGAGAAGAGAAGAACGAGAAAAGGCUGCAGUAGAUUUAAGAGCCUCUAUUCAGAAAGCUCAGGCGGAGGCUCAAGAAGAAAUCAAACGAUUGUCUGAUGCUACGUUGAGACGAGAGAGAGAGCAGCAAGAAGUAAUUAAUAAGUUUCAGGAAUCAGAAAAAGAAAGGUGUUCAUUAGUGGAAACUUUGAGAACAAAAUUGGAAGAAACUAGGCAAAAAUUGUUCAACUCUGACAAUAAAGUUCGCCAGCUAGAAUCCCAACUUUGUGAGGAACAAGUAUCUUCUGCGAAUGGAAGAAAAAAAGUAGAAGAACUUGAGCAUGGAAUGAAGAGAUUGAGGAAUGAGCUUGAGAGUGAAAAGCAGGCAGCUCGGGAAGAAGCGUGGGCUAAGGUUUCUGCACUUGAGCUUGAGAUAAAUGCUGCAAUGCGGGAUCUUGAUUUUGAGAGACGCAGGUUGAAAGGUGCCAGGGAAAGAAUAAUGCUCAGGGAAACACAGCUACGGGCAUUUUAUUCCACAACUGAGGAGAUCUCAGUUUUGUUUGCAAAGCAGCAGGAACAACUGAAGGCAAUGCAAAGGACACUGGAAGACGAGGAGAACACAUCAGUUGAUAUUGACCUCAAUCAAGAUUUUGAAAAUUUUGAUGGGACACUAGCCAGAGAUAAUGAAGCGUCAGGCUAUCGAAACAAUAGUAUUGCUAAGGGAGGCUCUGCCACUUCUGCCCACGGGGGUGGCAGAAAUCAAGCUGAGACAUCAAGUAAUGAAGCCAGUGUUACUGAGAAGCAUGAAUGUGAUAUCAGAAACCAAGAAGAUGAUCAGAACACCCAGGAAGCAGAAUUCAGCAGUAUGGACCACCACUCUGCUAAGGGUGGCUUUGGUUCUGACAUUGCUGGUGUUGGCACAGAACCUGUUUUGGAUGGAGAUACCAUUGGAACUGAGCGAGUCCUUGAAACUGAAAGCCCUGGGGCCUGUGUUGCCGGAAAUAUUGAUUUGAACAAGUGCAGCCAAGCUGAAGACACAAUGCAGCUGGAUGACGAAACUCAUGUACAAGAAACUGAGCAGCGGGUUUGGACGACACUUACAGAGGUUUUGCACCACUCCCAGUCAAAUAACCCUGUUGAGAUUCAAGACACCAUGGAAGAUACUGAAGCUGAUGGCACAAUCAAAACAGCAGACCUUUUGACUUCUGAAGUUGCGGGGAGCUGGGCUUGCAGCACAGCUCCUUCAGUCCAUGGAGAGAAUGAAUCUGCAGGUAGAGACAAUGAGGAAGAUCCUGCGACUGCACAUGAUUCCAAUGUUCAGGCGGCCGAGAGUCAGAGUACCCCAUGUUCUGUGGCGGCUGUUGCUGCUGCUGCUAAACGUAGCCAAGAACGUCAGGCACUGAGUGAGAUGAUCGGGAUUGUCGCUCCUGAACUAAGGGAGCAGUUUGGUGGUGCUGUUGUGGAUGAUUGUGAUCAGGAGGGUGCCAGAAAAGGAUGUGUUUCUAACUCAGACACGGAAGAUUGCACUGACAGUGAUGACGAUAAUGGAGUAAAUGCUGUAGGUGGAUCAAUAUCAGAUACUGAAACCGAGGGUAGUGACAGAGCUGGUGAGCAGAAAUGUGAUGAUCCAAUGGAUGAUGUAGAUGAAGCUACACAAGAAGAUUCACUUGGAUAGCUGGAAUGUAAAUGGAUUCACAAAGUUCUCAUUUCCAUUUUAUUUUUUUUCUUGGUUUUAACAAGGGAGAAAAGCUGUAAAUAGAAGUGGCCUCUGAACCCUUGGUCUGUAUAUUUUUCUUCUUUCUCA
This is a messenger RNA of Cornus florida, 3114 nucleotides long. RefSeq lists its product as uncharacterized. The transcript is spliced from 13 exons. Lineage: Eukaryota; Viridiplantae; Streptophyta; Magnoliopsida; Cornales; Cornaceae. Bases 250 to 2985 code for a protein of 911 amino acids. The record is from RefSeq and is a predicted model, not a curated record. Gene Ontology annotation, molecular function: protein binding.